Chelmon rostratus (copperband butterflyfish) is the source of this 2632-nucleotide messenger RNA. RefSeq lists its product as uncharacterized. Gene Ontology annotation, molecular function: calcium ion binding. The record is from RefSeq and is a predicted model, not a curated record. Bases 118 to 1275 code for a protein of 385 amino acids. NCBI's taxonomy places the organism in Eukaryota, Metazoa, Chordata, Actinopteri, Chaetodontiformes, Chaetodontidae. The transcript has 9 exons.
GAGCGACAGGGAGCCUCCUGAGCGCCUGAAACUCGAGCAGUACCCGCCUGUCCGCCUCCUGCUCCUCCAAAUCAAACACACCUUCAGGCAGAGUCCGACGAGGGAGAGACCAGCAGGAUGAAGACUCUGCACACGUUCUUCGCUCUGAGUCUUCUGAUCUUCAUGGUUUCAGCUCAGCAGGUGGAUGAACCUGUCACCUACUCAUGUACAGAGGGCUAUGAGUUCAGCAUGGAAGAACAGGAAUGCAAAGACAUCAAUGAGUGUGAGACGUUGCCAGAUGCCUGUAAAGGAGGGAUGAGUUGCAUCAACCACUACGGUGGAUACUUCUGUCUGCCGCAGAACGCCCAGAUCAUCAUCAGCAACGGAGAGGAGGAACCGACCACGACGACCCGAGCCCCCCCGCCGCACUUCGUCCGCCUGCCUGCGGUGCCCAGUCACCGUGGCAACUACCAGACCACCAGCAACCAGGGCAGCAUCCAAGGAACCAACCAGGCCCGGCUGAGCUCCAUACAGUGUCCGACUGGAUUUGCCCCAGAUGAGUUCAACUACUGCAGAGAUGUGAAUGAGUGCAUUCCCAGCAGUCCCUGCCAACAUCUGUGCUACAACCUGCCAGGAUCCUUCAUGUGUCAGUGUGAACAGGGUUACGAGCUGACUCCAGACCAGCUGAGCUGCCACGACAUGGACGAGUGCCUGCUGUCCUCCUACAUGUGUCAGUGGCAGUGUGUCAACCAGCCGGGCUCCUACAGCUGUGUCUGUCCUGAAGGGUACCAGCUGCAGGGAACACGCAUGUGCCAAGACAUCAACGAGUGUGAAACUGGACCAAACUGCAGCGAGGAUCAGGUGUGCUGGAACUACUUUGGAGGUUACCGGUGCUAUCCCAGAAACCCCUGCCAGGAUCCCUACGUGCAGACUGGAGAGGGGCGCUGCAGCUGUCAGUCUCCGAGCGCGUGCAGAGGACUUCCUCCCUCCAUCGUCUAUAAGUACAUGAGCAUCACCUCGGAGCGCUCGGUGCCGGCGGACAUCUUCCAGAUUCAGGCCACCAGCGUCUUCCCCAACAUGCACAACACGUUCAGGAUCAAAGCCGGCAACGAGGAGGGGCAGUUCUUCCUCAGGAGAUCCAGCAACGUGAGCGGCAUGCUGGUGAUGACGCGUCCUCUGAUUGGUCCCAGAGAGCACGUCCUGGACCUGGAGAUGGUGACGCAGAACUCGGCCCUCAGUUAUCGAUCCAGCUCUCUGCUGCGCCUCACUAUCAUCGUUGGACCUUACGCUUUCUAAAAACUUCUGUUGUUUUAUGCAAAUCUGUUUCCAGGACACUUUCAAGGAUGUUUUUCAAGGACCAAAACAUUAACAUUACCAUUAAACACUGAUGUGUUUCAGUGGAAGUUUGUUUCUCUUUGCUAUAAAACCAGAAAAAUGGCUCCAGGUUUAAACAUCUGACUUCAAACAUUUCAGCCUCAUUUCCUCAUUCGAUGGAGUUCAGAUGAGACGUAAGACUUUUCUUCACACUCUGCGUCUCUGCUGGUCAGAUCUCGGAUCAGAUUACAAUAAACCAGGGUGGUCCUCCAGAGGAGAGGAAGGACGUAUCUAAUCUUAGCUUGAGAUCCAAAAAGAUAAUAAUUUAAUCAUUUAAGAUUGACUGGACUAAAACUACAUGAAUGAUAAAUAAUCUUUAAAUGGAAAUAUCUAGAAUUCACAUUCUAGAAGGUCAAAUUAAGUUGUAGCUCAUUUCAAAGGUUUGUCAUAGAAACAGCAGUGAUGAUCGGAAACCUGAACUGAACUCACCUGCUGAUGAUGUCAUGAGGACAUCGUCCAGUCAGGUUUCAGCUCUGUAUGGACGUUAGUUCACAUCCUGUCCCUCUGUCUCCUCCACUCUUCUUCCUCUCCUUUUCUUCUUCUCCUUGCUGGAAGCUGUAGAAAGAGCAGAGCGGCAGAGAAAACAGCAGAUGUGGUUUCAUGAGGUCAAACUGCCGUUUACCUGCUGACCACUGAUGUGACAGAGAACAGUUCAGGAGUUUAGAAAGUCCAGAUGAGUCUGAGUUUCAGAUUCCUGCAGUCCAAAACUGGAGUCAGUUUGACCUCUGACCCCUGGCCCCAGCAAACCCUGGUCCAUCAGAAACUCCACACUAACAUGACUGAAACACUCAAAUAGUAUGUGAGAUUUUUUUACUGUGUCCAAAAUCAUAGUAUGAAGUAAAUAGUACGAAUAUCCCACUAGUUUUCUUAAUUAGUUAAAAACCGUUUCCAGUGAUUUAAGGAUUAUUACAAAGAUUAUUACAAAGAUGAGGAGAUUCACAGCAGGUUCGUCUGUGGCUCUCGUUUCUUCUCAUGCAUAUCCAGGAUAUGUCGUAUGAUUGGCGUUAUUAUUAUAAUGAUUGGAAGACGACGUGCUUCCACGCAGACCAGACCUGUAUGCUGAUAGUGAACGAAGUGUGAAGAGCAUAAUACAGAACUUCAGAUGGGCCGCCCGGCUCAGUUCGGUCUCUACAUUUGUGUUUUUAAUCAAAUAAAGACGAAAAACAUGACCCUCGUGUCGGACUUCUGAUCCUCCGGCCAGCUGGCAGGCCGCCAUCUUUGUUUUGGUUCAGUAACAGAUUCACGACUUGUGAAAUAGGAUAAAAACCUUUUUUUAUUG